This is a messenger RNA of Capsicum annuum, 846 nucleotides long. RefSeq names its product mediator of RNA polymerase II transcription subunit 20a-like. Gene Ontology annotation, molecular function: transcription coactivator activity. Gene Ontology annotation, cellular component: mediator complex. Gene Ontology annotation, biological process: regulation of transcription by RNA polymerase II. The transcript has 5 exons. NCBI's taxonomy places the organism in Eukaryota, Viridiplantae, Streptophyta, Magnoliopsida, Solanales, Solanaceae. The record is from RefSeq and is a predicted model, not a curated record. Bases 15 to 683 code for a protein of 222 amino acids.
UGCCAAUCAACAACAUGCCAAUCAAAUGGAUUUUGCAAUGGCGGCCAAAUGCAGGAACAACGCUCAGCACUCAGAUACUUUCUGAAGUUUCUCAAUGCAUCGAAACGAUUAAUGGGGUUAAAGAAGGAAGAUGGAAAAAUACUGUUAGCUUUUAUAGACCAAUACUCAAAGAUCAAGCAAAAGCAGUGGAGUUUCCCAAGGACUUUAUGGGAAUUUCGCUUCAAGAGCAACCCGACAUGUAUUACAUGAUAAUUAGACAGCAACGGUUGAUCAUGGAAGCGGAGUCAUCAAUGCAAGAGAUAAUGGAGAAGUUGCAGUCUUACAAAACGAGGAUUGCAAUCAGUUUUGAGGGGAUUCAGUAUCGACUUGGUGACUUUAGACUGCGAGUGGGCAAAGUUUCUCCAGUAAACUCUGAGAACUUGAGGGGAAUAAUGAUGGAGAUGGAGUAUCUUCCGAUUUCUUCAUGGGAGACAUCGCACCAGAUUAUGAAUGAAUUCUUCGACAUAUUGAAGGAAACUCUUGGAGGAAGAUCAUUACCAGGUCAUUUUGUGCACGUUGAACCAAAUUUUUCGGAGUAUGGCCUCUCUGAUCAAUACACUUCGCAGCAUACAGCAGUACAAUAUGCUAGCUUCAUGGCGCAAAUGAUAUCAACAGGUCAAUCAUCACGAUCAGCGAGAAAUUAGAAUGCUUUGUCGAUUAUAAUAUUUCCUUUAGCUAUAGAAAUUAGAACGCGAUGUUGUUAUAGAGCUACUUUUUUAUCUACUUGCAGUUAAAUCAGAGUUGCAAUAGUAAGCAAGCUUAGAGCUACUAUGGUUUCACAUCUCUGUAAUUUCUUCUUGGUUUUAA